CACUGCUAUUUGCAAUUUCAUUGAAAUCUAAAGUGACGAAAGUGUAAGAUUAAUUUAAGGAGAAAAUACAAAUUUCGUAAUAUAAUGGCUAUACCUGGGGGUAGAAAUUUAACGUUUGCAUUUUGCUUGUUCAUCGGUUUCAUAUUGGUGGGGAAUAUUAAUUUUGGUGUGGACGCAGCUGAAAAAGAGAUACCCGCAACAAAGUUCGGCCAAAAUGUUGGUGGACCUACAAUGACAUUUUUAUAUUGCUACUCUUGUGGUUAUCGCAAGGCGUUUGAGGAUUACGUGAACAUACUUACGGAGAGGUAUCCACAAAUGACAGUGCACGGUGCCAACUAUGAUCCGCCCGGUUUCAACAUGUACAUUUCACGUAUUGUUUUCGCAGCAAAAAUUCUGUUCAUCGUAGUAAUUGUCUCUUCGUUUGAUAUAUUCGGCACCAUUGGUCAACAAACGCCUGCUUGGUGGCGGCAUUUGUUGGACAAUAAAUUGUACGCCUGUAUGAUGGUAUUUUUCGUGGGAAACAUGCUCGAGGGCCAGCUUGUUGCCUCCGGAGCUUUUGAAAUAACACUGAAUGAUGUUCCCGUGUGGUCGAAAUUACAAACUGGGCGCAUACCUGCACCUCAAGAACUCUUUCAGAUCAUCGACAAUCAACUUCAGUUCACAGAACCCAUUCGGGAGAAUCCAGACUUUGUUAAAUAAUAAUUAAGCCAAGCAUCCGUUUAUUACAUACAGAUUUAGCUCAACUAUGGGAAUUGCUACAUAGUCCAAGAAAGAUUAUUUCGUGUAUUUUUUUAAUAGUCUUGUGUGUAUGUGUAAUAACCAAUACAGACUUGCGCUGCUGUUGGGGUAGCAUAUUUUAUUGGGGGGGGAUAUAUAAGUACCAUAAGCAAAUGUUUGAAGUCACAUGCAGAACACUGCGCUUAAAUUUAAGUUCUUUUGUUUUCAUGGUUAUUUGUUUUUAAGUUCAACUACUUGUCUUUCUUUGAUUUAUUUGUGUUAAAGAAAAAAACUGAAGUGUCACCAAAAUUUAUAAACUUAAAUAAAAUAUAAUAAAAUAAUGA
Messenger RNA from Anastrepha obliqua, 1061 nucleotides. It is a transcript of the gene SelT, whose product is annotated as thioredoxin reductase-like selenoprotein T homolog CG3887. Gene Ontology annotation, biological process: cell redox homeostasis. The record is from RefSeq and is a predicted model, not a curated record. The transcript has 3 exons. Gene Ontology annotation, cellular component: endoplasmic reticulum membrane. Bases 85 to 699 code for a protein of 204 amino acids. NCBI's taxonomy places the organism in Eukaryota, Metazoa, Arthropoda, Insecta, Diptera, Tephritidae. Gene Ontology annotation, molecular function: thioredoxin-disulfide reductase (NADPH) activity.